Molecule: messenger RNA, 2407 nt
Organism: Planococcus citri (citrus mealybug)
Lineage: Eukaryota; Metazoa; Arthropoda; Insecta; Hemiptera; Pseudococcidae
Exons: 9
Coding region: 883-2286 (467 amino acids)
Source: RefSeq, a predicted model, not a curated record
AUUUUGAUUUUUUUUUAGAUUUUCACCAUUUUAAAAAUGGCCACUUCUGGCCAAAAAAACUAGUAAUUUUCAAAAGGUAUUUUCUCAAUAAAACAGGGAUUCAAAAAAUGAGAAACUCUCUGUACCUAUUUGCUAUUGAUAUGAUUUUGAAUCCAGUUGCAAGUAGGUAAGUGUGAUCUACGGAUUGCCAAGUUGCAUUCAUCUAAAAAAAAAACUUAGGUGGCCACAUUUUGGCGUUUUACCUUGUUGAAAAAUAUCCCAUAAAAUUAGCUUAUCAUUUGGAAUGCAACUAAGAAAGCUUAUCAGAUCAACCAACUGGUAUUUUAAUGAGCAGAAUUGUGCCUCCCUGCUCCUUUUUUGGCAACAAAAAAUGGCUUUUCGCCUUUCGAGCCUAUCGGGAAAAAAUUGGGGCUUGAUUUUUUUUCUGAUAAUCGACGGUGCGUUACAUAGUUCAUAAGAAAUCAUACCUACUAUCGUUCUCGAGUUACCUACUACCUAUUCUGCAAAAAAAAUUUGAAAUAUGAACAUCUGCUGCAUCGUUACCAUAAUCGCUUUUGAAGUGACGUUUUGAAUGAAGCAGAUAAUCGAUUCACACGUGUCACAUCUGCUUCGAAUCUUCAUUUUUCCCUUCGAAUGGCAUAUUUUGAUUUAAAUAAACAAUGCGUCACAAGUAACAAAUCUCUUUUAACGCCUGAAGAAACACCUAUACAAACAUAUAAAGCUGGCGUGGAUUUGAUUUUUAAUGCAAACCGUGAAUCAUUAAAUUUUCAACUAUCGCACAAAAAAUACGACGAUUACAGAUUUUGAAAAUCGUUGCUUGUACUCGUAUUAUGAUAUUGUAAGUUGUUAUUGGUACCUAUACGUUCUGCAUUCCACAGGGAUAUGGAAACCUCAUUUUCUUCAGUUUUCCUGCUUGUGAUCCUUUUAAAAGUAACAGUCUGCGAUGGAUUUUGUUCACAGAACCCAGAAUGUCUAAAUUCUUUACCUGAAAAAAUAAAAUGGUGGAAAACCAAAGAAUAUGGCUUGGAGAUUUCCGGCGACGUUAGUGUAGAAAAAAAGUUGGAAGGUUAUGAUAAAGCGACUCAAGUGCAAGUGAAUAGAAUGGGACGUCCUUCAAUGAAAUCAACAGUUGAUAACUUAAUUGUUACAAAUCGGAAAAAUAAAGAUCCUGAUUUUACCAUCCAUAAAUUGGACCCAAUAUCCUACGUUUUCGCUGGAAAAAAAAUGUUGAUAACUUUUACAAAUGUGAGAAUAAUAAAUUUACACACUUAUGAUAACAAAACAGCGGAAUUCACUCAAACAGGUGUAUACGAAAAGGGAGAUUAUAAUAUUGAUAAAGAGACCCGUGAAAAAAUACGAAUUGCAAGUAAUGAUAACACCAGAGAAGUCCCAGUCUCAUCAAAAUUUACCGACAGAAUAAAAAUGAUAAAUGAAGAACUAUAUAUUCUAGAUAGGAGAGAUGCAAAAUGGACGAUCAAUAUAAAAGCUAAUUUUAUACCCGGGAAACCUAAAGCAAAAAAAUUGCAGCCAAUUACUCUCGUAGCAAAUUUCAAAAUACAACCAGACAAACAAGAUGCAAAGGCUGCAGCUGAUGAAAACAUUUUACGAUCAAAGGGUAGAGUCAAAAUUGAAUUUCAUAACCUUGGAUUCAACACCCAACUCACGAUUACACACACUGAUGAUCCUCUCAGGGAGUUUUUUGACAGUAAAAUAAAAAGUGAUAACCUCGUUCCAGAUUUGAAUAUAGAUUAUACAAUAGGCGAGGUUAAAAUACUUGAAGACAGUAUAAAAUUGUUACCUUAUGACCAAGAUGACGAUUUUCCAAAAAAAAUGGACGAACGAGAGAACGUCAACGCUAAUAUGCCAGAACCAAAAACUGCAGUUGAAAAACAACCAUCUAAGGAGAACUCGGAGAAAAAACAAGAUACAAUAUCACCGUCAGUUGAAAAACCAAAAUAUUUGGAAGACGACGAACAAAAAAAGAUGGUCGUGCAGCAUUUCAAAGCAUUAGCGGAUUUGAUUGUGACAAACACAAAAGAUUUUAGUAGAAGAAUGUGUAUCAAUUUAAUACCGAAAAUGGCGUGGAAAGUAAUGCAUAUGGCAACCAAGAAACAGUUACCAUUACUUUUCCACGAAAUAAUUGCAUAUAAUGAUGAUUUCCAAGAAAAAAAACUCUUAGAAUCGUAUACGACAAAUGAAUUAAUUGCCCAAAGUGCGAAUAUGUUUCUGGGAUUGUUCGGUUUAAUCAGAUUUCCAGCUCCGGUAUCAUUAGAUGAUGAAGAUUAAGAUUACUCUAUAAAUAAUGUAGGUAUCGAUGUAAGGCUGGAUAUUUCAUGUAACUUUCAAAUGGAAUGUAUAAUAUUUUUAAACUCAUUUGUGAUUAAUAAUUUAAAUAAAUAUGAUUGCC